CAAAACACUUCAUGAGAGUUAUUUUCGUAGGACAAUUUUGAGGUCGAGGUCUGUUCAAAAGGUUUAUUUUCCGGUCGCCACUGAAUUGGCGUCACUGGUUGGCCAUUUCAGAAAAAAUGGCUGGCUCUGGGGAAGGAUCAAAGGCAUGGAGCAAGAUCAGGUAUAAACAGGACAUGCCCCCGCCCGGGGGCUAUGGAAGGAUUCCAUAUCUAAGAAAUCUUCCCGUGCGUGGACCCAGCAGUUAUGGAAUUUUUGGGUUUGCUAUUUUUACAUUUGGGUAUGGUUUCCAUAUCAUAAGAAAAAACAUGAAAUUGGACGAAUUUGAAAAACGGGAAACACGACUAAUUGAAAUGACAUAUCUCCCGCUUUUGGAAGCCGAAAAAGAUCGUAAUCACCUCAGAGAAUAUAAAGAAAUAAUGGAAGCCGAAGCACUCAACAUCAUCGGUACUGGAUCAGACCCUGAUCAUGUGGUAGGACAACACGAAUGGGAGUCGAAAAGAUGGCGAGCACCGUAUCACCAAUACCCAGAAGUGAUCUAUUCAUGGACUCGUGCCAUAGAUCUGUGGUAUCACCAAUAUUUCCGUAAAGAUGUUCCAGGACCUUAGAUUUUCCAUUUAUUUGAUUUCAGAAUUUGUUAUUUGAGUGUUAGUUUUUAUAAUUGGAUUCAUAUUCAAAUGCUCUCGUACUUGUUUGAAUUUUUUCUAGUUGUUCUAAAUUAGAUUCCUAAUAAAUAAAUUAGUUAUUCAGCAGUUCAUUCUAAAAUAGUAAUUUAUAAAAUAUAUAGCAAUGAAUAUGUAAGUAUGUAAUACUUUAUCAUGUGCCUCGUCAAGUUUAGCAAUACAACCCAAUAAUUGUUAAAUUGUAAAAUAGCUGAAUUGAUGCUACCUUCCUGUUGAAUACAUUGUUCCAAUCUUUGAUUCAGGAACUGGUAAAAAUGUCCCGAUUCUAAAACUCACCAGAUCGAAUAAUUAUAUGUUUCACAUUACCAUGAGAUCGUUAGUACAGCUUGAUACCCUUUUCUAAAUCCUAGAGCUACUAUGGCUAAAGGCUAUGGCUCUAGCUAUUAUGGAAAGAGAGUAGAUUUGUUAGUGAUGUUAUUACAGUUAUGCUUUAUAUGAUUCACCAAUCCAAAGUUUGCUCCAAAUUUUGUUUAUUUUGAAUAUGAUACUGUUAUUAAACACUUAUCAUUCUAAAUGACAUUUUCUGUUUAUUCUGAUUGGUUACUUGUUUCAAAAAUAUUUAGA
Styela clava is the source of this 1244-nucleotide messenger RNA. Its product is annotated as NADH dehydrogenase [ubiquinone] 1 alpha subcomplex subunit 13-like. The record is from RefSeq and is a predicted model, not a curated record. Lineage: Eukaryota; Metazoa; Chordata; Ascidiacea; Stolidobranchia; Styelidae. Gene Ontology annotation, cellular component: respiratory chain complex I.